Rodentolepis nana is the source of this 978-nucleotide messenger RNA. The record is from the annotation of a GenBank genome assembly. NCBI's taxonomy places the organism in Eukaryota, Metazoa, Platyhelminthes, Cestoda, Cyclophyllidea, Hymenolepididae.
AUGACGGCGAAUGAGAAUUGCACACAAAACGAUCCUCAGUAUGAUCAAAUGCGACGCCGCUACAUAGCACUUCGUUGGAAAUCAGAUACGAUUCGCACAUUACUGAAGGAAUACGAAGAACUAGUCAAGAAAACUGGUGGUAAAACUGUCAAGUCUUUAAAAAAUCCCUCGACAGAAGCUCCUUUGGCGGCUUCGAAAUCGCGUUCUCAUUCUUUUCUCCAAUUUUUGGGUAUUAAAAGGAGUAGUCCAAGAGAAAAUUCAACUCCUUUGCCUGCCAAUUUUACCCAUGACAGUGUUCGAAUGCAAGAGAUUGAAAAUCAUAUAGCUGACCUCUCGGGAUCGCUUCAUUUUCAAGUCAACACAAAUGUACUAGGUGGUAAUUCCCCGACCAUAUCCUCAAGCUAUCAAUUCAGAUUGAAUAUUGCACAAGCGGACCCGGAACGCAGUUCCUCGAUUCUGAAUCUCCCCAGCUACUUCCGAACUCCCGAGUUUGUCGGUCGGUCCUCCGCUAACAUCCUCGCCUCUCCACUUCAUGAAUGGAGCUUUACUGUUGCACGUAGACGGUCGAGAUCAUCAACAUAUAGAAUUAACGAGCCAAGUACCUUUCAAUCAGAUUUGGAACCAUGGGAAUUUUCUUCAAUUGAAAGUAUUCUCCCUAUGGAGCCGUGCUCAACUUUAAUAGCUGACACGCCCUUUGGUGGAAUUCAUGUCCACGAGAUUCGUCGUCUCUUCUCCGAAGGUCAGUUGCAUCCCAUCAUGCUACUCCUCUGUCCACACUCAGCCAUUCAGAACCUUCCGCAGCCCCGCACUCAAACCGCUGCUCAUUUAGUUGGAGCGUCAGCAAUGAUGGUUGGCCAAGUGGUGCAGGGCAUACGGAUGGCAGAGGCUCAUGGGCGUCUUCUCUCCAGUGCCCAUCAUGGCAGCAUGACUGCCCUUGGGCCCGGCGCUCCAGACACUGGUGCCUUGGUUUACUACUAA